Ambispora leptoticha is the source of this 1791-nucleotide messenger RNA. NCBI's taxonomy places the organism in Eukaryota, Fungi, Glomeromycota, Glomeromycetes, Archaeosporales, Ambisporaceae. The record is from the annotation of a GenBank genome assembly.
AUGUCUUUAUCUUCUUCAAACGUCAAUGAGGAUGAUCUCAACAAUUCCCAGGAUGAGACAAGAACUUCUGAAAAUACGCCCCUUAUUUAUUCAGGAAAUGAUGAAGAGACUGGGGAUGUUAUAGCUGAUACUGCUCCCUCUGUGUCAAAAUUCCCUGAAUGUAUUCAAAGGUUUCGGAAACCUCAUAUUUUAUGGAUGAUACCGUUUUCAUUCUUUUUAUCAACUAUAAUGACAGCUAUAUUAGCACCUUCAGUACAAUUAAUUCUCCGAAUAAUUUGUCUCGAGUAUUACGAUAAAGAAAAACCACUAUCGACCGUUUGGGAUAAUCUUGAAGAUGAACAAUGUCGGACACCCGAGAUUCAAUCAUUGACCGCAAAUUUUUUAUUAUGGUAUCAAUUGUGUGGAUUUAUAGCAGGAACAUUAUCCGUUGGAUAUAUAUCAACUUUAACAGACUACAUGGGUCGCCGUUUUGCUUUUCUACUCUCUAGUGUUGGAAUUAUAUUUGCAUUGACAAAUAUAAUUUUUGUUGCACACUAUUGGAAUAUUGUGAGCUCGAAAUUUUUAUUUCUUGGUGUAAUAGUGGAAGGAAUACUGGGUGGAGUUAUCUCUAUUAAUACCGCAUGUCAUGCAUAUCUAAGCGAUUGCACAACACCAGAUAAAAGAAGUAUCGCUUUUGGGUAUAUGCACGCUUCGGCGUAUUCUGGAAUGACCGUUGGUCCAAUUUUGGGUGGACUCGUGAUAAAAGCUACAGGAUCCAUCCUCUCAAUAUUUUAUGUUGUACUCUUUGGACAUCUCCUAUUCUUUCUAUUUAAUCUAUUUAUAUUGCCCGAAUCACUCUCAUCCGAGCGACGUAGAGAACGCAAAGAACUCUCGCCGAUAUCAGGGGUUUCGCCAAGAAAUAUUUUUGCUGCGCUUACUAUAUUGACACAGAAGCCAGUUGAACAGUAUCCUGGCGAGAGAAUCCGUUCGUGGCGCGGUCGAAACACAAUCUAUAUACUUACUGUAAUUUAUUUUCUGUAUAGAGUGUCACAAGCUGGUCAAAAUGAGAUUUUUAUAUUAUAUGCAGCGCAUAAAUUCGAUUGGACAGCGUUAGAUAAUGGAUUCUUUUUGUCAACACAAGCAUUUUCAAAAUUUCUUGCAUCACUUUUACUUCUUCCUCUAUUCAAUUUUCUAUAUCGACGAUUUUUUGCCUCCCUCUCCACCUCGACAUUCUCCCAUGGCUUUGAUACAUCGAUGGUACGACUAGGCAUGGGUUUGGAAGUCAUAGGAUUUAUAUUAUUCGCCACUGCCAUUAUACCCGCAAUGUUUUAUUUCGCGUGUGUAAUUAAUGGAUUGGCAACCAUCGCAACUCCCGCACUUCGAUCUCUGUUCACUACUUUCGUGCUACCUACUCAGGCUGGACAGAUUUUGGGGGCGUUAAGUGUAAUUGAAAGUAUUGGAAGCGUUGCGAGUCCACUCUGGAUGAAUCCCUUGUAUGCUUGGGCGGUGAAAAAAGGUGUACCAGAAAUUGUGUUUUGGCAGAAAGUUUACCCUAGCGUCAAUAAUGGAGCAUGCAAUACUUUUACCAGCAUUGCUACCAAAACCUUAUUCACCCCAAUGAACACCACUCGCUUCACGCCAGCACCAGGACAAAAUAAUAGUAUCGGACUAGUGCUAAAAACCACAACGCGUGGUAUGAAGGUGCGGUCGUCAGUGAAGAAGAUGUGUGACGGUUGCUAUACUGUACGGCGUCGUGGUUAUUUGUUUGUCAUGUGUAAAAAGAAUAAGAAGCAUAAGCAGCGACAGGGAUAA